AUGGCCCUUCUCAUGUUGAAGACACAUGACCCGUCGUGGCAGGACCGGACGGUGAAUGUGGAAGUGAUGCUCGCCCCGGCCAGAAAUCAGCUGCUUAUGAACAAACACAAAACACUUGGCAGCAAGUGUCUCAAGGCACAACGUCUUUACGAGAAGGAGCGAGAGUCGAUGUUAAAAAACAUACUCAUAGAAAAACGGAUAAUGGAAAGAAAGAAACAGGUAUUGUUGAGAAAAAAAUCGGAUAUAAUGCUGAAUCGGGUUUCUUCUGGUGUGUCUACUCAUAGAGAGAACAACACAACAGUUCCCAAAUUGUCAUCAAAGCGAAGCGGGUCGGCACCGGCAAAACUCGACUGGACUGACAAAAAUCCUAACAAAGCUGGUGUGUUUUUAACGGAAGUAUGUGGGGAGUCUCGAUCCCAAUCUGUAACAACAACGGAAAAAGACAAACACUGGGAAGAAUCGUCUUUCCGUUCUCAUGGUAACCUCAGCAUGCAAGUCGCUGGGUCGGCCUCACAGUUGUCAGCUUCGUCGCGAAGGGUUAUCUCCCCUUUCGGAUCAAAACGUUCUUCUCGAAGAGUAAAGUCUGUGAGGUUUGACGACAAUCGUCUUCAUGGAAACCAGGAAACAGAGCAUCACUCGCAUCAAACAAGCGUAGAUGGCUUAGUAGAGCAAUUUGUUAAAACUCAGUUAGAGUUCAACCAGAGACCUGCAACAACUACUCCAGAACAGAAAAUAUUAAGCAGACCAGACACAACCUCACCACUAGUAGCAAAGCGAUACUCUUCUCUGUCCUUAAACAAGGAUAAACUCAUUAACGCAUUCGACAACUUCUGUUUGGACAGAAACAAGGAAGACUUCCAAAAACUCGUGAGACUUGCUUCUAAACUGAAAUCGUCAGUUAAAAUGGCCCGGAACCAAUCCGUGAUUCCUGCUGUCGCUGCUUUACGAACAGGAAAAAUAUUUAUAAGCCAGACAAAGAAACCGAAAGCUACGGACUCUCAGUGUUUAUAA
Molecule: messenger RNA, 1011 nt
Organism: Ylistrum balloti
Lineage: Eukaryota; Metazoa; Mollusca; Bivalvia; Pectinida; Pectinidae
Exons: 1
Coding region: 1-1011 (336 amino acids)
Source: RefSeq, a predicted model, not a curated record